Molecule: messenger RNA, 1692 nt
Organism: Ylistrum balloti
Lineage: Eukaryota; Metazoa; Mollusca; Bivalvia; Pectinida; Pectinidae
Product: MPN domain-containing protein-like
Exons: 12
Coding region: 1-1692 (563 amino acids)
Biological process (GO): double-strand break repair
Cellular component (GO): BRISC complex; BRCA1-A complex
Molecular function (GO): polyubiquitin modification-dependent protein binding; metallopeptidase activity
Source: RefSeq, a predicted model, not a curated record
AUGUCCACAAAAGAUGAGAUUGAGGAAGAAGAAGGUGGAUAUGAUGAGGAAGAAGAUGCAGAAAUGGUGACAGAAGGACAUCACAUGACUACCACUCCGGACUCCAAACCAAUCAUCUCGGGAAGAAGUGUCACCCUACAAAUGUUAAUUACAGACCACAUCAUGGAGCCAGGAAAUGCUGUGCUCACAUUAAAAUAUCUGGGGCGCAAGUUCAUUGCAGACCUGCUGCCGAACGGAAAGAUUCAAACUCCGGCAACCAAGGAAGUGUUUGCUACGCCAAGUGCAUGGGCUCAGCACUGUAAACGCCAAAUCAAUCCGGAGAAAAAGUCAGGAUGUGGCUGGGCCUCUAUUAUGUAUAAGGGACGGAAACUGGACUCGUGGAAGACAUCUUGGUUCCGGAAAUAUCACCCACACAGUCCAGCACGCAGUCGAGAAACUCCGUCUCCGCGGAGUAUAUGUAGUGAUUUAAAUGGUGAACCAUCUGACCUCCGAUCACGGCCCCCAUUGGAGUUGGGGUCACGACCUCAUUCAGAUCUAGGGUCAAGGUCUCACUCUGAUGUGAUAUCACGACCUCCAUCUGAACUAGGGUCACAAACUCCCUGGGAUUUAGGGUCACAGCCUCACUCUGAUCUGGGUUCACAACCUCCUUCUGAUGCAGGUUCUCGACCUCCUUCUGGUCUUGGUUCACACCAUUCUGAGGUUGACCCUCAAACUGACGUAGAACCAAGUACAGAUAAGCUUGAUGAGGGCUGGGACAGAGUGUCGGGCCCAUCAGAGGAAGCAGCACCUCUUGAUCUCACCGCAAAACCUGCCCAUACCAGUACUCCAGUUUUCAAUGGAGGAAGUCAAACACAAAGGUCAUCUGUUGAGAAAAGUAAUGGGAACUCUCAUCAAGAGGAAGCUUUGAAUCUGUCCUUAAAGACCACACCUACGAACGAGAAAAGAAGGAUGAAGUUGUUAGCCACCCCGUCUGCCACACCCCCUGUCACACCCCCUUCAACUCCUGCCUCUGAAACAAAUAAUAACAAUGUGUGUGACCGAGUGUCCAUUCGGCACUCUGCACUCAAAAAGCGCAGCCAAAACAUUGACCCAAACACACUGGUGGAGUGCGAAGCUUUCAGUAACCUUGACAAAGUGCAGCCAUUUACUGUCUCCAUGACAACCAAUGCGUCCCUGCUUAUGAUCAGGAAACAGAUGACACGAGUCGGUCUGUCAUUAGUUGGCUGGUAUCACAGUCAUCCGUACUGCCAGCCUGAUCCGUCCGUGAAGGACAUCGACUGUCAGAUGUCCUAUCAGCUACGUAUGAAGGGCAAAGGCUCCACCUACUUCCCUUGUGUUGGGUGCAUUGUGGCUCCAUAUAACAGAAAGACAACAAAGAAAACGUCAUCACUGCAGAUCUUCAUGGUCAUGCCUCCAUUAGAGAGCCAGCCUUCAGACUAUGGUAUUCCCAUGAAGGUCAAGUACUCCCUGCGACAAAAUCAGUCGGUAACUGAGGACCUGCUCACAGAGAUGCGAGUGAUUGCAGAUUUUUAUCGUGGGGCACCAGACUUCCUAAAGUUCAGACAAAUAUGGCAGCCAUCCAUCUCAUACAUGGACAAAAUCAAGUGCUCCUUGGCUCGACGACUUCCAGAAGAUCAGAUGGAGAGUGGAACAUUCCUCGACUUUGUUCAACAUAUUCUGACACCAAAAUAA